Notechis scutatus (mainland tiger snake) is the source of this 1959-nucleotide messenger RNA. Lineage: Eukaryota; Metazoa; Chordata; Lepidosauria; Squamata; Elapidae. The record is from RefSeq and is a predicted model, not a curated record.
AGGUAAACCACCUGUUUCCAGGAGAUGCUGAUUGCAACACGAGAGCUUUGAAUCUGCCAGAGGAUUUGGAAGCAGAGAUUUGGAGAAUCGGUUGUCUCUGGAGCUUGGAAGAUGUACCUGGGGGAUAAAAGGUUCCUGUGCCAGAUUCCACACCUGCUGGCCCUGGGGACUCUCAUGUUGCUGGCCACCGUCAUGCUGAAGUACAGCCAUUGGCAGUGUGACCCCAGCUAUCUGGAGAGAGGCACCAUGGACCCCCAAGGUCAGUUCUGCAAGGACCAGCUCUACCAGUCAGUGAGGCUCUCCCCCGUGGAGAACAUCAGUUGCUCUGGGAUCAGCAGAGGGGACAUAAAGGCGAUGCAGGACGCUCUGGUGAGCAAGUUGCAAUGGAAGAGCAAGCGGUUGGCCUUGGAUGAGAUGUUCUACUUGAACCUAACCAAGGAUUGCCGGACCUUCAAAGAAAGGAGAAGAUUCGUUGGGUUCCACCUGAGCGAAGAGGAAGAAAACUUCCCUAUUGCUUAUUCCAUGGUGAUCCAUGAGAAGAUCGAGAUGUUCGAAAGGUUACUGAGGUCCAUCUUUGCUCCUCAGAAUGUAUACUGUGUCCACGUGGACAGCAAAUCUCCCGAACUUUUCCAAAAAGCUGUUCGGGGCAUUGCCUCCUGCUUCGACAAUGUUUUUCUGGCUUCUAAGCAGGAGAGCGUGGUAUAUGCCUCUUGGACGAGGGUCCAAGCCGACCUGAACUGCAUGAAGGACCUACUUCAAAGCAAGGUGCGCUGGAAGUACCUCCUGAACACCUGUGGGACCGAUUUCCCAAUCAAGACGAACAGAGAGAUCGUCCAAGCCCUAAAACUACUGAACGGGAAAAACAACAUGGAAUCCGAGAAACCUUCGUCCCACAAAAGGAACCGCUGGAAAUACCACCACGAAGUGACCAACUACAUCGUUCAGACCCAGGAGACCAAGAGCCCCCCUCCCCAAAGGUCCCCCAUGUUCACUGGCAACGCCUACAUCGUGGUCACCAGGGAGUUUGUCCAGCAUCUCUUCAAGGACCCGACCGCAAGGCGCUUGAUCGAGUGGUGCAAAGACACCUACAGCCCCGAUGAACAUCUCUGGGCUACCUUGUAUCGCAUGCCGGAGGUGCCCGGCUCGGUCCCUUUUAAUGACAAGUUUGAUCUCACAGACAUGAAUGCCAUUGCCCGGGCGGUGAAGUGGGCCUACAGCGAAGGGGACGUCAGCAAGGGAGCCCCUUACUCACAGUGUACUGGAGUCUACCGGCGGGCGGUCUGUGUCUAUGGAUUUGGAGACCUCCACUGGCUGCUCUCCCAGCACCACCUGUUCGCCAACAAGUUCGACCCCAGCGUGGAUGAGUACGUCAUCCUGUGCCUGGAAGAGUACCUGCGCCACAAGGCCAUCUACCAAGAGCCCCUUUGAGCAUGGCCCACCUCCUCCCUCAGGGAGGGCAGACUAGGGUCAUCCCUCCAACGGCAGGGCUGACAAAUUGUGGGUCAAUCCGAUGGACCGGACUUCGCACCCUAGGACUUUCAGCAUUCUGAAGGGCUUUGUGGUCCUAGAUCUGACAUUCAGGGACAUUGCAAACCCCAAGGUAGGGAGAUUAUUUUUCCCUCCGGGGCUGAGGGUGAAAGCUAGACUUGCGCAACCCCACGGGUUCGGUUUCAGCAAAACUGGUAGCGUCGGUUAGAUUCAUGAGUCAUUCUCCUGCCCUGCAGUUGUGUUUCCUAGCGGGGAAAAUGUGUGGUCUGGUGAACACACGUCUUUGGACUCUGCUCUUCUGUAUUUAUAAGGUAGGGUGGAAAGGAGAAAGUGGCAUUUGGUCAUUUGUUUGCGUUGGUCCGUUUUCCGUACGUGGGAAACAGCUGUGAUAAUUGUGCUGUGCUGAUCGGGUAAGAGGGACUGUUUGGGAAGGUGUUCCUCAUCCAGUUCCCCUCUCUCCCUCCCCCUCCU